Loxodonta africana (African savanna elephant) is the source of this 1587-nucleotide messenger RNA. Its product is annotated as olfactory receptor 8S1-like. NCBI's taxonomy places the organism in Eukaryota, Metazoa, Chordata, Mammalia, Proboscidea, Elephantidae. Gene Ontology annotation, biological process: G protein-coupled receptor signaling pathway. Gene Ontology annotation, molecular function: odorant binding; G protein-coupled receptor activity; olfactory receptor activity. Gene Ontology annotation, cellular component: membrane. The record is from RefSeq and is a predicted model, not a curated record.
AUGAAAAAUGUCAGCACUAUUACUGAGUUUGUCCUCCUGGGAUUGUCCAGUGACUCCCAGGUGCAGACUCUCCUCUUCAUGAUGUUCCUGGUGAUUUACCUCCUGACCUUGUUGGGGAACGUGGUAAUGAUCCUUGUGAUCAGGGUUGAUUCUCACCUCCACACCCCAAUGUACUCCUUCCUUGGACAUUUGUCCUUCCUGGAUCUCAGCUUCUCCUCAGUCACCGUGCCCAAGAUGCUGCAGAACUUCUUGUCUCAGAAGAAAAACAUCUCAGUGUGGGGCUGCAUUACCCAGAGUUUCUUUUUCACUCUCUCUGGGGGAACCGAAGCCUGUCUGCUGUCUGCCAUGGCCUAUGACUACUAUGCUGCCAUCUGCUACCCUCUGGUCUACACUAUGGUCAUGAACAGGCCUUUCUGCAGUGUAAUUGUGAGCACAAUUUGGGCAGUGGGGUUUCUGAUCUCCUUUAUAAACAGUCUCUUCAUCCACAACUUACAUUUUUGUGGGCCCAACAUUAUCCCUCACUUCAGUUAUGAGCUGCCUCCACUCUUCCUGCUGUCCUGCACUGAUCCUACUGCCAAUGAGAUUCUUCUAGCUAUGUUAUGUGCAUUCAUGGGGCUGCUGACACUUCCCCUGAUCCUCUUCUCUUACUCCAGAAUCAUCUCUGCUAUACUGAGCAUUCACUCUCGUAAGGGUCAAGGCAAAGCCUUCUCCACCUGCUCCUUGCACCUCACUGUGGUGUUCUUAUUCUAUGGGACAACACUUUUCUAGUACCUAAGCCCCACUUUGGGCUUCAUGUUGGAGCAAGUGGUCUCCAUUCAGUACAGUGUGAUCACAUCCUUGCUGAACCUCAUCAACUACAGCCUCAAGAACAAGGAGGUAAAGGUAGCACUGCAAAGGAUGCUCAGGCAGCAAAUGUUUUCCUCCAGCCGGCGGUUAUUACAUGUCGAAGUAAUUAAUGAACAGCGGCGGGAGGUGGAGCGGCGGGUGGGGAGCCGGAGAGCGGCGGCGCCAGGCCGCGAUCCGCCUCGGCACGUGUGGCAGAGCGCGCCGCACGCUUCGGCCUGCAGGGUCCCCGGGGCGGCAGACGCCAGGGACCCGGGGCUCGGCCGGCCCGGGCUGCGCUCGGCUCUCUCCGGGGUGCCGGACCCAGGACUCGACCCCGCGGCCCCCUCUCUCCUCCCCUCCCCUCCCCCUCCCACCCCCGCCGCCCCCGCCGCCGCCGCCGCAGCCGCCGCCACCGCCGCUGAGCCCCGGAAGCGGGCGGGGAUUUCCUGUGCCCGCCCCGCCCGCGCCCGCCCGCCCGCCGGCCCGCCGCUGUCUCCGCCCGUCGCUGGCUCCUCGGGCUGUCGGCUCCGAAACGCGAGCGAAGGGCGGAGGGGAGGGGCAGGCGGCACCCGGGAGGGAGGCACCGGGCCGCGGGCCAAGCCGACCGGGGGUGAGUGGGGCCGGGCCCAGGGAGCCGCGGCUGGAGGGAGGGACGCGUGGCUUCCUAGGGCGGCGGGUGGGGGCCGGUCACCUAUGGGUGGGGGGGUGGGGAUCGAUGCGGCCUCCGGGUCGCUGUCUUUCUCCAGGGGUCGGCCCCAAUGA